Molecule: messenger RNA, 1902 nt
Organism: Lactuca virosa
Lineage: Eukaryota; Viridiplantae; Streptophyta; Magnoliopsida; Asterales; Asteraceae
Source: the annotation of a GenBank genome assembly
AUGGAUUCUGACUUAGAAAAUCCUCCAUCUCUCAAGAAUCUUAUUGAGCAACUGAAGUCAUACACUAAUGCUUCAAAUGCUUUGAUAAGUUCUUUCAACGUGUUACUAGAGAAAUCAGAUAUGGAAGAAAGGUUCAGUGAACCUAUGGUGAUGAUUGGGAUUUAUAUCGCCGUUGCAUCACUCUUUUGUAUCCUGCCACCGCUGGCAGAUUUAGUGCACGGGUUGAGGACAAAAAAAUUUUGGUUUCCAAAUAAAUAUUUCACUAUGAAUAUUGCUUCUUUUUCUGCACUAGGAGUUGCAACCAAGCUACCAGUUGAUUUGAGCAGUCCAAUGCCAGGUGUUGUAGACCAAUUUACAAAACUUGGAAACAUGGCGUUUAUGUGUGCCAUGAUGGCCAACUUAUUGCCUGCGCUAGCAUCCAUGAGCAACAAGGCACUUAUUGCAAACAUCAUAGGUUUGGGUGUUAUAGUAAUCACCAUGGUUGUGAAUGUUUGCAUUGAAAUAAAAACUGGCAAUGUAAAAAAGUACUGUAAGUUCAUAGCAAUCAUUUAUGUGGUUGUACUUUUGAUGGUGCUGGUAAUACAUGCAUGUACAUCUUUAGCCAUUCUAAAGUGCAAACAGAUACUUGAACUGAAGUACCAAGCAGCUCAUGAGUCAGCUUUAAACGAGCAAGAGCUUCAACAAGGAAGAUCAACUGUUGAGAAGCUUAAGAAGCAAGUUAAAAAGUACUGGAUCAUGGCAGAAACCAGCCAUCCCCAGUUCCUGACAGCUUGUUCUGUAACAAGCUGUGCUUCGGGGGUAUUAUCGGUUAUCAGCACUCUCUUACACGCUUGGCUUAUGCUUAUCGCUGUUGAAUAUUGGAUGGACUUUAAGUCAGCUUAUAAGUGGUCCAUGUUGGUGAUUCUAAUAACACAGUUUAUCGGAUCCUUGGUGGGUACCAUUGCCCCACUUUGUAGAUCUUUUGCAACAUUAAGCUAUAAGCUGUCCGUGAAAUGGAUGUGGAAAAAAAUGAAGCAGCACCACCAAACAAAUGAAAAUUUUAGCAAUUAUGUUUUGCAACUCGAAGAUGACACGGAGAUUGCUGAGGGAACAUUAAAAAGGAUUUCCAACUCCUACGACCACUGGAUCAAGAAAGCUGAAAAACGACAACCAAAGAAUCUGAUGAAGCUUCUUGUGGAAUCUGAAGGUUUCGGAGAAGUUGAAAAGUAUUACAAAAUUCAUCAAGUUCGGCGUUUAGUUUUAGAUGAACAUGAACCACUCAUUUGUUGGAGCUUAUCAUUGGUAACCCUUGCAAGCAUAGCCAUCUCUCUCACUAACAUCCAACAAAACUUAGUUGAUCGCUUGAUGCAUGGUUUGAAGGAAGGUAUGGUAUACGUCAAACUUGUGGAGGAAAGCCUCAACCCUACUGAUGACCAUGCAACUAUUCAAAAGGCGGCAAAAACGUUGUUGGUAGAUGUCGAAGUCUUCGAGAGUUGGUUAGGAAACAAGCUCCAACGACGUGCUCCUCAAGGAAAUACAGUACGACAUAUUCUUGAAUGGUUGAUGGAUACCAGUAAAAACAUGGUCAAUGAGGUGGAAAUUACCGAUGAUAUAUCCAGAUACAAAUUUAUUUGUUCUAAUGCAAUGUCUUGUGUCACAGAAACAAUACUGCUUGACUACCACGCUGACAUUGACCAGAUCAACCAAGAGAGACUAUUUGAAACAAUAUCAUCACUGAUCGCUGGCAUACUGGCUGCGUGUCUCUCUAACUUACCCGAUGUCAUAGAAUUGAAAAGCAACUCAAAUGCAAUUGAGAAAAGGUAUGCAAGUGUCUAUGAGGCAGCCCAACUUCUAGGCGAGACAACACUCAUAAUUAACACCCUUGAAGAUCGUGAACUUACAAGAUUGAAUGUUGUUGCCUAG